AUGGAAAAUGAAGUAAAUAAAGUAAAAAUAAAGUUUUCUGUUAAGAGGAAUGUGAGAGUCGGAGAUAUGAAGCAAAUAAAUAGGUUUUUUAUUCGUUUUAGUAGCAAAUUAGUAGCUACAGAAAGCUUUCCAAAAUAUAUUACUCCAUUAAAAUUUAAGCUAGCUGUGAGUUCUACUGUUAUGAAACAUUUUAUCAAGAGCAUACAUUAUUUCCCCAACUCUUAUAAUCCUAACGGAAAUUUUAGACAAUUUGUCAAAUUCAAUGGUACGGUAGAAUGCAGUUUACGUACUUCAUAUUGCUACUUCCUGUACUACAUGCGUCCUUGA
Echinococcus granulosus is the source of this 327-nucleotide messenger RNA. RefSeq lists its product as hypothetical. NCBI's taxonomy places the organism in Eukaryota, Metazoa, Platyhelminthes, Cestoda, Cyclophyllidea, Taeniidae. The coding region runs from base 1 to 327 and encodes 108 amino acids. The record is from RefSeq and is a predicted model, not a curated record. The transcript is spliced from 2 exons.